Molecule: messenger RNA, 2705 nt
Organism: Oxyura jamaicensis (ruddy duck)
Lineage: Eukaryota; Metazoa; Chordata; Aves; Anseriformes; Anatidae
Product: inner centromere protein-like
Exons: 19
Coding region: 39-2582 (847 amino acids)
Biological process (GO): metaphase chromosome alignment; meiotic spindle midzone assembly; mitotic cytokinesis
Cellular component (GO): meiotic spindle midzone; midbody; chromosome passenger complex
Molecular function (GO): protein serine/threonine kinase activator activity
Source: RefSeq, a predicted model, not a curated record
UGAGGGUGGGUUUCAGCCUCGAGGCUGUGAGGGGGGCCAUGGCAGAGGCUGAGGGUCCCUGGCGGCUGCUGGAGGUGUGCGAGCAGAGGUUCUCCCAGUUCCUCCACAAUGCCCAGCACAAGCACCUGGCCUGGCUGCGGGAGGUGGAGGAGCAGGGCAGGAGGCUGCUGGAGAGCAACUUCUGGGCUGAGCCUGGGUUAAUGCCCAAGAAGCCGUCGCAGCGGAGACGCCCCAAGAAGCGGCAGUCCUCGUUGCUGAGAGAUGAGAGCGAGCCAACCAGGAGGAGGUUGUCCAGAAGGAGAAGCAGUGUCAAACUAGUAUCUUCCAAGCCAGGUUCCCAAAGACACCACAGCAAAGAGCAGCCCCAGAACCUCAGUGAGCAGGGGGAAGAGGUCUCUGUGCCCGACUGUGCAGCAAAGCCUCAGCUCAGUGUUAAAACUGAGCUUCCAGCACCACCUGGGAAGGAGCCUGCAGAAGCACAAGGUCCUGUGGCAGAAGCGGGUUGUGAUGAUGGUCCUCAGGCUGAGCUGUCCCCAGAGGGAGACGGUGCUGAUGGUGGUGGUGCAGCCCUUAAAACCAGGGAGCAGGUGCCCGAGGGGGAUGCAGCUACUGAACGGCACGAUGUGCCUGCUGUCUCUGUGAUCCCUGGUGAGCAGACAGCAAGGGAGGGGGAAGAGGUCCCCCAAAGAAGAUCAAGUACCCCCAUGAUGGAGGCUGCUAGAAAAAGAGAUUCUGCCAUACUCCAAGUAGAUCUGUCUCCUCAAGACCUCGAAAAGGUGCUUCUCCCGGACCCCAACAGCAAAAGGACUACAACAAAAUCCAAAGCGCACCGUUGCUCUGGACGCCAAAGCUGUGUGGGUGGCCCCCACAAAAACCGUAGGACUUCCUUGUCAGAUAAAUAUUCGCUGGCCAGCAGAAGAGAGAACAUGAUUCAGAAGUCCAUCAGCAGGGCCAUCUCAAAGAAGGCAGCAGCAGCACGAGAAUCAUCCUCUGCCUCCAGCAGAGUGAGCUGUCAAAGCUCCUUGGAGGUUUUUGUGGAAGAUGUGACCAGCAACAUGAGAUCUGGACCGGAACUGAACUCCCAAAGUGAAAAGGUUCCCGAAAACUUGCUCACUUCAAGCAGAACUGUAGAAGCUGCCAGCCCUUCUGCCCAGUGCUCAUCUCCUCCUGAACAGCAGGCAGGGAGUAAUGAAGGCAGCUGUGUAAAUCCAAACAGUGAACCCCAGAACAUGAACCAGGAACAAGCCCACGGUGCCAAGUCCCAGGAGAGUCCUUCAUGCAUCUGGACAAGGAGCUGUAAACAAAGAAUGGGUGUUGUACGGAAUGGGCAGCAGCCAGGAGGUCGUGCCCCUUUGGAAGACAAGCAUGUCAAUUCUACCAACCAGGCUCCGCAUUCUGCCUCUCCAGCUAGUAAGGUUGUCAGACCACUGAAAAACUUCCUGCAGGCAGUGCAGAGAAGCCAGCUACUCGCAAGCCCUGGGCCUACAGGACGUGGGAGUGUGAUAAAGAACUUAAUCAAACACAACACUCCCACCCGACCUGAUCCUAAGGGAGACUUUGUUAAGAAGGAGCGACAGAGACUGGAAAGCCUGAGGAAGAAGCAGGAGGCUGAGGAACAAAGGAGAAAGAAAGUGGAGGAGGAAAAGAGACGGCGGCAGGCAGAAAUGAAGCAAAAGAGGGAAGAGCGUCUGAGGAAGGCACUUCAGGCUCGAGAGCGGGUGGAACAACUGGAAGAAGAGAAGAAGAAGAAGCGAAUGCAACAGAAGACAUCACAGAAUGAUGAGAAGGUGCGCCUUUCACAAGUGAGGGAAGAGAGAUUGUCAGAGGAAUGGAGCAAGAAAAAACUGUCAAAGAAACCUGGAGAAACUGAUGCACGGAAACAGAAAACGCUGAAGGUGGAGGAAGAUGAAUCUGAGCAGCAUGAACUACUGCAGAAAAGGAGAGAAGAUAAAGCGAAAGAAAAAGGAAAGAAAGCUUUGGAACUGAAAAAUCUUGCAGAGCAGCGACAGGUGGAGCAAGUAAAGGAGAGGGAUCUCAAACAGCAGGAGGGAGAGAAGUCCCCACAACAUCAGCUGGAUACAGUGGUGUUUACUGAAAAAUGCAUAAAGGAAGAAGAUGAUCUGGAGGAGCCCUGGCAGCAGCUGGCAGAGGAGAAGAAAAUCAAGCAACCAGAAUCAUCCUCUGCUGCCUCCAACAUGUGUCUGAGCAAAACCAUAAAGAAAUCUAUCUCCACAUCCUGCUUAAAGCCCCCAAAGAGCACAAAGAUAUUCAGGUCCCCCAAGGUAAAUGAAAAUAACUAUGGGAUGGAUCUGAACAGCGAUGAUUCCACAGAUGAUGAGAGCGCGCCUCGGAAGCCUGUCCCUGCCUGGGCUGAUGGGUCUCAGCUUAAUCAAGCCAUUCUCCACCAAUACUAUCACCCAGUAGAUGUUGACGAGCUCUUUGGAUUAAUUGCAAGCCCUAAGCUGGAGGAUAUUUUUGGCAAGAGCAAGCCUCGAUACUUCAAACGCACAAGCUCAGCAGUUUGGCAUUCCCCACCUGGGACCAAGUCUGCUUGUGGCCCCACCUGCAACUUCAAGAACUGAGGAAAAUGCAAAGAAAUGUGUUUUCUUGAUUAGUGUGACAUAAGGUUGUGUGUUUUUAGCAUACAUAAUAUUUACAGUUUUAAACCUUUUUUGUAUAAAAUAUUAAAGUUCUGUUGCAUUAAA